Molecule: messenger RNA, 1896 nt
Organism: Oppiella nova
Lineage: Eukaryota; Metazoa; Arthropoda; Arachnida; Sarcoptiformes; Oppiidae
Source: the annotation of a GenBank genome assembly
AUGUACGUGAUUGAUCGGCUGCUGGAGAAAUCUCUCGAACAUAGGCAGCAAAUCGAUCUUGAGGUACCCCAAUCACCACUUCACGAUCACCAUCAAUCGCUAGUUGAUAUGCCGCUUGCCCUGCUGAAAUCACUUGCCCAGUUUCAAUAUUACGUUGGUCGUCGACAAAGUGAGUGCGAUGAAAACUCACCAUCACCCAAUGUGCUGGAUCAUUUAUUUAGCAAAUUCAAAGAUCAGCAAAUUUCAGCAGAAACGCUCUAUAAACAAAUUUGUGAAUUAAAAAUUGAAUUGGUUCUCACAGCGCAUCCAACCGAACAAAAACUGACACCUAAGCAACGUGCAGAUGUGUUAACCGAUUUAAAACAACUGAUCUGUUCUGCAUGGCAAACUGACGAAAUCCGUCAGCAUCGCCCAACCCCGAUAGAUGAAGCAAAAUGGGGCUUUACCACGAUUGAACAGACUUUGUGGAAUGCGGUUCCAAAAUUCAUCCGUGAAUUGGAUGACCUCGUUCAGGACAAUUGUGCAAAGAAGUUUUGUGGUUGUCACGCUGGAAAGCGGCUGACCUUUAUGUGCGUGAUAUUGAAGAUCUUCGUUGGGAACUCUCGAUUGAAGCCUAUUCCAAUGAGCUACUUCAAGCUUUGGGUUAUAGCCAUCCUGAACCUUACCGUGAAUAUUUGCGCGCGACCCGUGAACGCCUCAAAGCAACCCGCCAAUGGUAGUCUGAUUGAAAACCCUGAUGUUCAAGAAGUCUUUGCAACCAUGCGUACUUUGGCUGAACAACCCAAAGAAAGCUUAGGUGCUUAUAUCAUUUCAAUGGCGGAAUAUCCAAGUGAUGUUUUGGCGGUAUUGUUACUGCAAAAAGAAGCGGGAAUUGAACAUCCAUUACGCGUUGUUCCUUUAUUUGAAACCUUGAAAGACUUGGAUGGUGCUGCAAGUACCAUGAGUACACUGUUCAAUAUGCACUGGUAUAAACAGCAUAUCCAAGCUAAGCACGAAGUCAUGAUUGGCUAUUCGGAUUCUGCCAAAGAUGCUGGCUUUAUGUCCGCAAACUGGGCCCAGUAUCGUGCGCAAGAAGAGCUGACGGCAAUUGCCAAACAACAUGGCGUUCAACUGACCUUCAUGACGGAUUUAUCUGUUCAGGUGUAUCGUCAGACUGUGCGUGAAAACCCUCAUUUUGUUAAAUAUUUACGCACCGUCACCCCUGAGCUUGAGUUACAAAUGUUGCCGCUUGGUUCACGCCCUGCGAAGCGUAAAGUCAGUGGUGGGAUCGAAUCUUUACGUGCCAUUCCUUGGGUUUUUGCCUGGACCCAAAUUCGUUUAAUGCUGCCUGCUUGGCUGGGUACUGGCGCAGCGAUCAACCAAGUGAUUGAUCAAGGUCAAAAAGCGGUAUUGGAUGAAAUGUUAACGGAAUGGCCUUAUUUCCAAACAUUAAUUGAUAUGUUGGAAAUGGUCCUCUCUAAAGCCGACUCAAAUAUUGCACUGUAUUAUGAAUCUCAUCUUACCGAUGAUGAAGACUUAAAAGUACUUGGUGCUGAAUUACGUCAACGCUUGCAUGAUGCAGUACAAACCCUGUUGGCGAUGAAAGGUGAAUCGCAACUGUUAAGUUCCAAUGAUGUGCUUGAUCAAGCCAUGAAAGUACGGACACUGGAUCAGCAUGGACGAACUCAAAGACUAAGCUCGGACCAUAAUGAUGACUACGAUAUUCUCAUUGGUACAGAAGAAGAUUGGACCGUGUCUGUAGAUGAUGGUCUUGACGAUGAGGACGCGUUUGAAUACCUAUGCCGUUCACAUGACCAGCAUGAUCAAGAGUCCAUCAACUUUGGGUGGGGUCUUCUCUUAUAUCUGAUCAUGUUACUCCUGCCAGUGGUGAAUCUGUUUGGUUUAAGCGACCUAUAG